UAGAGCCAGGGCCCUCCUCGAUUUUUCUUUUUUCAAUUAUCUCCAUCAUUCUUAAUCUGAUUAAACUUCUCACUUGAGUAACUUCCAAGACACACACACACACUCACUCUCAUCCCCGCCUGUCUACUUGUCAUCUCUCUGAGAAAACAAAUGAAAAAAAGUGAAGCUUCUUCAUCUUCACCACGCUCAACCUUAUAAUCAUUUACACCGUCUCUCUAAAGCAACCCUCUUUACCAAACCCACCUCACCUUCUCUCUAAAUAGCAACCCUCCUUUUCCCAUUUUUAUAUUCCAUCUCCCUCAUUUUUUUUUUCGGCAUUCCCCAUUAGCAAAAAUGGCUCGUCUCUUCCGAUCCAAAUCUUGCGGACUCGUCGGACUCACCGAGUUCACCGUCGCUCCUCCGACCCAGUUCUGCCAAAACCAUGAAGACGAAACAGAGAGAGAAGAAGAAGAAGAAGAGGAAGACGAAAAAGGGUCUGAAUUUGAUGAAGAAGAAUCGUGUGAGGUGUCGACCCCAUUUCUCAGUCCGAUGAGCAGAGCCAAUGGGACUCAUAAAGGUCGAGGCUUUAACAGUAGUGGGCCGCAGAACAACCAGUUUGCGAUCAUGGAUAUUCUGGUGGCUGCUCUGAGGAAGUCUCUGAUUACUUGCAGUGUGGAGACGGACGACGUGGCGUCCUCCUUUGAUAUAAGUUCACCUACCGAGGUGAGGCAUGUUUCGCAUGUGACCUUUGAUAGGUUUAAUGGGUUUCUGGGUUUGCCUACUGAGCUUGAGCCUGAGGUUCCCAGGAAGGCACCUAGUGCUAGUGCUAGUGUGUUUGGGGUCUCUGCUAAGUCGAUGCAGUGUUCUUAUGAUGAUAGAGGAAACAGUGUGCCAACAAUACUUCUUAUGAUGCAAAAGCGAUUGUACGCAGGAGGAGGCCUUAAAGCAGAAGGAAUAUUCAGAAUAAAUGCUGAAAAUAGCCAAGAAGAGCGUGUUCGGAACCAGUUGAAUAGUGGUGUAGUGCCACAUGGAAUUGAUGUUCAUUGCUUAGCAGGUUUAAUAAAGGCAUGGUUUAGAGAGCUUCCGACACGGGUACUUGAUUCUCUUACACCAGAACAGGUGAUGCACUGCAACACAGAAGAUGACUGCACAGGACUUGUAAAGUCACUUCCUGCAACGGAAGCAUCACUGCUAGAUUGGGCCCUCAAUUUGAUGGCAGAUGUUGCGCAGAAUGAACAACACAAUAAGAUGAAUGCUCGCAACAUUGCCAUGGUUUUUGCUCCGAACAUGACAGAGAUGGCAGAUCCUUUAACAGCACUGCUACAUGCAGUGCAAGUUAUGAAUUUCCUCAAGACACUAAUCUUAAAGAUCCUGCGCGAAAGAGAGGAAUCAGCUGCUGCUGAGGCUUCGCAGAGCUCAUCUUGCUCAAAAUCUCCCAACCGCAACUAUGAUCUUCCUUAUUCCAUUAUGGGACAUGUUCAGGAGAACUCAUUGAGGACAACCACUAUGGACAUACCUGAAGCCUGCAUUGACGAGAAACUUUGGUGCUCUCCUGUAAUGAGUGAUGAGGAAGAGGAAAUCGAAUCCGAUUCCAAUAGUAGCCCAUCUAGCAAGCAUGAACUUGAGUGUUCGGAAACUGUUUGUAGAUCAGGUGGAUAUGAAGCUGGAGACUGGUUAAGUUUGAGGAAAGGAGUGCGGAAGCUGUGCAGCCACCCGGUCUUUCAGUUGAGUAAGCCGGCUAAGAAGACUGCAAAUGUUGGGAUUGUAAAUACUAGGGGAGGAGAUGGAGAAGCUUGGGCAUAGAAAUGAGAAAGCUGGGAAGUAUUUGCAUUUGUUCAUAUGUUUGUGGUUUGUGUAAAACAUGUUAGUAUAGAUAUCAGGGUUUUGGUUGAUUCUCUAGUCAGAUAAAAUGUUUGGAAGGAACUAACUAGAGGGGUCUAGUUAAAUAGUGGGACUCUUUCAAGGACAGCCUUGCACCAUUUAAUUCAUAACUCUGUGUGGUUUAAUAACAGUGAUGGAGAUUUUGAUUGAAGUGAAAGGUUGGUGCUCUUGCAGAUUGUGAUGCAAAAGGGUAUUUUCUUU
Molecule: messenger RNA, 2061 nt
Organism: Rosa rugosa (rugosa rose)
Lineage: Eukaryota; Viridiplantae; Streptophyta; Magnoliopsida; Rosales; Rosaceae
Product: rho GTPase-activating protein 5
Exons: 5
Coding region: 334-1782 (482 amino acids)
Biological process (GO): signal transduction
Molecular function (GO): GTPase activator activity
Source: RefSeq, a predicted model, not a curated record